AUGCCUAUCCUCAGCUACCUCUGCUCGUGGGUGAAGCCACGCCAAAGUCGCAGCGAUGAACCAUCAACUUCCUUCUCCUUUGGAAAGAAAAAAAGAACAAAGUUAGGCCUCGGCAAGACAGACGACCAAGAUCACCAAAGGUCAAACAUGAUCCGCAAAUCAUUGCAGAGCCGCACAUCCUCAAGAACGACCACUCGGCCUGAAGAUAACAACUACGACACGGAGGAAGAAGACAGCGGCACCAGCACAAGUCUGAGGACAGACUGGAAGGCUUAUGAAGCUGAUAUUCAACGAAACAAAUCAACCCUGAUGCGAAGCCAUCCUGGAGUCGACCGCACAAGGAUACAGACUCGUGCAGGCUCUUCCUCAUAUCGACCUCUACCACAGUCUUUUGGGUCCAGCUCCACGAACCCAUACUCUCCAGUUUCACCAACAAUCUCAGAAUCAACUUCUAGCCCAGCUUCACCUGGGUUUGGAAGAAUUUUCUGA
This is a messenger RNA of Fusarium pseudograminearum CS3096, 489 nucleotides long. RefSeq lists its product as uncharacterized. The record is from RefSeq and is a predicted model, not a curated record. Lineage: Eukaryota; Fungi; Ascomycota; Sordariomycetes; Hypocreales; Nectriaceae. Bases 1 to 489 code for a protein of 162 amino acids. The transcript has a single exon.